CGUGGCGACAGAGACGGCGUGGGUUCGCCUGUGUGACACAAUUACAACAACUUUAAUCUGGUGGCGGAGAGAAGUUUGAAAUUAUUUUUAAAAAAUUGACCAUUGUAAUUGUGCAUGAGCAAUUACUCAUGCAUAACCAUUUAGUUCCUAUAUCACAUACAUUAUUGUAAAAAUGUGAGAAGAGGACCAACUGGAAGAUAACUCAUUUCCACAAGGAUUUACAGCAAAUCUUCGCCAUAUUGGGUAAAAGUUUCUAAAAUCUGGUUGAUUUCGCGACGCUUCUUGAACUGCCAGGAUUCGCGCUUGGUUUCCUCGGUGCGAGUCCAUGCGAUCGUGCCGAGUGUCGCUGGUCGUAGCUGCCUGCGCUGCUGCUCGAAGCCUCGGCGCUGGUGAUGAGGAAAAGAAAAUGGCGGCGGGAAAAGCGAGUGAAACCGAGGAGGACUUUCCUAGGCUGACAGCGCAGGAGAGGGACGGUCUGGCUGGAAUUGACAGCUCACUGUUUGGAUUUCUGAGUCUUCAUGAAGAUGGCGCCAGAACGAAGGCCUUGCUGUUGAAGGCUGUUCGCUGCUACGAUUCUCUAAUCCUGAAAGCUGAAGGAAAAGUAGACCAUGAGUUAUUUUGCCAGCUGGGUCACUUCAACCUCCUGCUGGAGGAUUACCCAAAAGCAUUAUCAGCAUACCAGAGGUACUACAGUUUACAGUCAGACUACUGGAAGAAUGCUGCCUUUUUAUAUGGCCUUGGUAUGGUUUACUUCCAUUACAAUGCAUUUCAGUGGGCGAUUAAAGCGUUUCAGGAGGUGCUGUACAUUGACCCCGGCUUCUCUCGCGCGAAGGAGGUCCACCUGCGCCUCGGUCUCAUGUUUAAGGUGAACACAGACUACGAGUCGAGCUUAAAGCACUUUCAGCUGGCUUUGAUUGACUCAAACCACUGCACUUUGUCCAAAGCUGAAAUUCAGUUCCACAUUGCUCAUUUGUAUGAGAUACAGAAGAGAUACCGUGCGGCGAAGGAGGCUUAUGAAAGUCUGCUGCAGACAGAAAACCUUCCUACCCAAGUGAAAGCAGCCAGUCUUCAGCAGCUGGGCUGGAUGCAUCACACACUGGAACAGGUGGGGGACCGAGCCAAUAAGGACAGCUACGCCAUCCAGUGUCUGCAGAAAUCUCUCGAGGCAGACCCCAGCUCUGGCCAGUCCUGGUAUUUCCUUGGCAGGUGCUACUCGAGCAUCGGGAAAGUGCAAGACGCGUUCAUUUCCUACAGGCAGUCCAUAGACAAAUCAGAGGCCAGUGCAGACACCUGGUGCUCCAUAGGGGUGCUGUAUCAGCAGCAGAACCAGCCCAUGGACGCCCUCCAGGCCUACAUCUGCGCCGUGCAACUGGACCACAGUCACGCGGCAGCCUGGAUGGAUCUGGGCACGCUCUACGAGUCCUGCAACCAGCCGCAGGACGCCAUCAAGUGCUACAUCAACGCCACACGCAGCAAGGACUGCAGCAACGUCUCCGCGCUCACCGCCCGCAUCAGAUACCUGCAGGCUCAGUUGUGUAACCUUCAACACACUAGUCUACAGAGUAAAAGUAAAAUGCUUCCUAGUAUUGAGGAAGCAUGGAGCCUCCCUAUUCCUGCAGAACUUACCUCGAGACAGGGCGUCCAGAUCACAGCCCAGCAGGCAUGCAAGCCCCACCCCAGUGCAGGAGGGGGUUUAUCAGGGGCACAUGGCUCAGGGCAGUCUCUGCCCCCCCAUGUUGGUCCUCUUGGCCAGGGGGAAGAGCAGCCUAGCCCAGCCAAGCGGAAGAGAGCCUCCAGCCCUGCCAAGAGUCCUGCAGAGUGGGGGAGUGGCCUAGCACAGGCGCCGACUCCGACUCCAAGCUGGUACCUGUCUCCUCAGAAGCUACAGCUACUCGAGCAGAUGAGGGCCACGCGGGCAGGUCUGAACCCCAUGCAGGUGCAGAGGUUGGAGCAGCUGGAAGCCCAGCUCUCGGCAAUGCAGCUACAUCAGCAACAGAUGAGGCAGAGCGCGUGUGCGCAGGUGCGGCCCUCCCUGCCCAACGGCCCCACGCCCACCCCCUCUCUGCAGCCCCUGCCGCAGGGCGGAGCCGCCCGUGGCCUCUGCACCGCGCAGCCGCUGCCCAACGGGCCUUUCCCCGCCAGCCCCGGGUCAGGCGCCCGUGCCAGCCCGCACCCACUCUCUGUCGGCAAUAAUCACACGCGGGGAACGGGAACCAACGGAGACGUGCCUUACCUGAACCCCAACGCACUACCUCACAACUGCACAAGCCCGGGCGACGCAUGGAGCAGCCAGCAUCUUAACUCCACUCAGGGGCUUCAGAAAGGCGCAGGUUCACAUUGGGCUGGUCCUAAUGGAGACCGGGCUCUCUCUUCCAGCGGUUCGGCCGACGGCGGCCCUCGCAAUCAGGUUGGACAUUCCGUCACGACCCCCGGUGACCCCUCGGAGCCUGCCGUCAAUCACCUGUCCUCUCCCUCCCCUUCGUCGGCCUCGUCCCCGGCGUCGUCCUCCGCGCACACAGCUACCUCAGGUGUCCCCCUGACCAAAGAGAGUGACCCGCCACAGGGCAACGGUUCCACUGCCUCCAACCACCGCAGCCUCAGCUGCACCCCGCCCACGUCUACGUCCGGCUCACCCGCUGCCCACUCCGCAGACAAUCCCCGCCUCGCCGCCCUGCUGGCGGGCAAAGACAGCCCCGCCGCGGGGCCCAGGAUCAACCACGUCCUGCCGGGCCCGGGGGGAUCCGCCGCCUCCUCGCCUGCCUCGGCCCUGUCCGCCACGUCGUCCCUGUCGCCCCGCGCCAACAAGCCCAGCCCUGCCCCGCCGGGACCCCCGCCUGCCAUCACCGUGAACGGGAGUGGAGGGGGGGCUUGUUCCGAGGACUCGCACAGCCCGCUGAAGGUCGAACCACCGGAGGUCCGUCUCAAAGCGGCCGCUCCUCAGAGACCCUCGCACUCCUCGUCCACAGUAUCCAUCUACCCCACGUCUUCAGACAUCCUCAAAGCAUGCAGGAGCCUAGGGAGGAACGGCCUGUCCAGCAUCAGUGUCCUGCUGGAUAAGUGUCCCCCUCCACGUCUCCCGGUUCCCCCCUCCCCUGCUCUGCCCAAGGACAAGCUCAACCCCCCCACGCCCAGCAUCUACUUGGAGAAUAAGAGGGAUGCCUUCUUCCCCCCCCUGCAUCAGUUCUGCACCAACCCAUCCAACCCAGUCACGGUCAUCCGGGGCCUGGCAGGAGCUCUUAAACUGGACCUGGGCCUGUUUUCCACCAAGACCCUGGUGGAGGCGAACCCUGAGCACUUGGUGGAGGUGCGGACGCAGCUGUGUCAGCCGGCUGACGAGAACUGGGAUGCCAGUGGUGCCCGGAAGCAGUGGCGGUGUGAGAGCACCCGCUCACUCACCACCAUCGCCAAGUACGCCCAGUACCAGGCAGCGUCCUUUCAGGAGUCCCUGCGGGAGGAGAAUGAGAAGAAGGGACAGAAGGAGCUCUCUGACUCUGAAAUGUCCUCCUCAGAGAAUGUUGCCAGACGACGUAAAGGGCCUUUCAAGCAAAUCAAGUUCGGCAUGAAUAUUGACGUUUCCGACGAGAAAAAGUGGAAGUUGCAGCUACAAGAGUUGAGUAAGCUACCUGCUUUUGCCAGAGUGGUUUCUGCAGGGAACCUGCUCAGCCACGUGGGCCACACCAUCCUGGGCAUGAACACUGUCCAGCUCUUCAUGCAGGUCCCUGGCAGUAGGACGCCUGGUCAUCAAGAAAACAACAACUUUUGUUCGGUGAACAUCAAUAUCGGUCCUGGCGACUGCGAGUGGUUUGCGGUACCAGAGCCAUACUGGGGAGUGAUGAGUGAGUUCUGCGAAAAGAACAACAUCAACUUCCUCAUGGGCUCAUGGUGGCCCAACCUGGAAGAUCUGUACGAGGUUGACGUACCAGUUUAUAGGUUUAUCCAGCGGCCCGGAGACCUGGUAUGGCUCAACACGGGCACGGUGCACUGGGUCCAGGCCAUCGGCUGGUGCAAUAACAUCUCCUGGAAUGUGGGUCCUCUGACUGCGCAUCAGUACAAACUGGCUGUGGAGCGCUACGAAUGGAACAAACUCCAGAGCGUCAAGUCGGCGGUUCCCAUGGUGCACCUGUCCUGGAACAUGGCGAGGAACAUCAAAGUUUCUGACCACAAGCUCUUUGAGAUGAUCAAGUUUUGCCUGCUGCGGACACUGAAACAGUGUCAGACAGUGAAGGAGACACUGGUAGCAGCAGGGAAGGAGACCAUUUGGCAUGGAAGGAGCAGAGAUGAACCCGCACACUACUGCACCAUUUGUGAAGUGGAGGUUUUCAACCUUCUAUUCAUCACAAACGAGAGCUACUCCCAGAAGACGUUCGUGUUUCAUUGCCAAGACUGUGCACGAAAGGGCAGCAGCGAUCUUGAAGGCUUUGUAGUGCUCGAACAGUACAGGAUGGAGGACCUCAUGCAGGUCUAUGACCAGUUCUCAUUAGCUCCUCCUCUUCAUUCAUCAUCAUCUUGACAUUGAGACUCUAGUUGUGGACAAUAUCGCAUUACAGGAACUUUAUAAAACGGACCAUUUCUGAUAUUCAGGAAAGUCGAGGCAGUCUGGUGCAUGGCUGGUGACCAUGGCAACCGCCCAGGGCUCCCGGCUGAAAGCGGCUGUGUGUGUCUAUGCAACCUGUUGAUAAACUGCAGCGCAUUGUCAGCCCGUGGGGGGCGGUAGUGGAUGCACUUCCUCUCCCCAGACCUCUCCCUUCUAUACGGCUCGGCUCUGCUUCUCUGGAGAAAUUAAAUCAAAAUGUGGGGCAGAAUAUUAUGGGAAAAUGUUUUGUACAUAUUGUCUGUCACAACUGGCAUUGUCAUUUAAAAGACUACUGACUUGAGACAUUCUCCUGCCCCCCAACCCGCGACCCCCUUGAUCCUUGUUUUUGGGGCUUUUGUUUGGGUUUUUUGUUUUGUUAAUGGGCUGAGACAUGGUCCAUUUUCCUUGUCUCAAAGGCUGUUCCCUUACAUUAGGGAGCACUAACCUAGCUGGUCUUUUUUGUAUUGUAGAUAGCAAUUUUACGACUUUGGAUGGCAAAAUCUACAAAAAAAAAAAAUUUGUAAUGUGAAGAUUUAGGUGAUAUAAUUUUUUACUGCUUUUAUGUUUUAUCUGUCUUGUUACUUUGAAACCAUGAUGUUCAAUAUUUUUGUUUAUGUAAGAAAAAGGAAAAAAGAACGAAAAACUUAACAGCCAAGUCACAAAGAGAAAUGUAUUGCACAUAGACUAAGAAAUAAAGUUUAAAUUGUGAUUUUUUUUUUUUCCUUUUGGUUGUUUCUAAUCUUGAUGUACAUUUACACUAUUUAUAAAUACAUAUUUAUUGCUUGAAGAUAUUUGUUGAUGGAAUGCCGUUAUUUUUCCCAGAGUACCUGCCAUUAAAUUUGAAGGAGUUUUGUCAUUUAAACUCUACUCCUGCAUUUUCUAUAUAGAAAUAAAACUGCUUAGCAAGCAUUGUACAGAAACCAUUAAAUUGUUUUGUUUGAAAAAUGUUUUAUGAGUUAUUAAAACAAAUUCACAACA
Messenger RNA from Electrophorus electricus (electric eel), 5551 nucleotides. RefSeq names its product lysine (K)-specific demethylase 6A, like (gene kdm6al). Gene Ontology annotation, cellular component: MLL3/4 complex. The record is from RefSeq and is a predicted model, not a curated record. Gene Ontology annotation, molecular function: RNA polymerase II cis-regulatory region sequence-specific DNA binding; histone H3K27me2/H3K27me3 demethylase activity; chromatin DNA binding. Gene Ontology annotation, biological process: regulation of gene expression; heart development. Lineage: Eukaryota; Metazoa; Chordata; Actinopteri; Gymnotiformes; Gymnotidae.